AUGCGCCGAGUUGUUGUCACAGGCCUCGGCGCCAUCACUCCCCUUGGCGUAGGUAUUCGGCAUACAUGGAAUAAACUAAUCGCUGGGCAUUCGGGUAUCAUUAGUGUUGCGGACUUCGAACCGCAGAAACGAUGGCGCGAUCUUACGAGCACCGUAGCUGGGAUCGUUCCAAAGUCAGGUCCCGGUGAAAACCGGUGGUGUCCCAAUGACUGGUUGACGGUUUCGGAUCAACGGCGCAUGUCCACCUUCACUCAAUAUGCCAUGGCCGCAGCAGAGAUGGCUCUCGAGGAUGCCGCAUGGAAACCAAACAAGCGGGAAGAUUUAGAAUCGACUGGUAUUUGUUUAGGAAGCGGCAUCGGAAAUUUAGAUGAACUAUACAACACUAGUGUUGCGUAUGAACGAGAUGGCUACAAGAAGGUAUCCCCUCUCUUCGUACCCAAGAUCCUCAUCAACCUAGCAGCAGGGCAUAUUGCAAUGAGAUACGGGUUUCAAGGCCCUAAUCAUGCUGUAACUACAGCUUGCACUACAGGGGCACAUUCUAUCGGAGAUGCCUCGCGCUUCAUUGCAUUUGGAGAUGCCGACGUUAUGGUUGCAGGGGGGUCAGAGUCCUGCAUUCACCCUCUAACCUUCGCGGGAUUCGGGAGGUCGCGUUCUUUAUCCACUUCCUUCAACCACGAUCCACCCUCAAGCUGCCGGCCGUUCGAUAGUCAGCGGGACGGGUUUGUGAUUGCUGAAGGUGCAGCAGUUCUUGUUUUAGAGGAACUAGAGCAUGCCAAAUCAAGGGGUGCUCGUAUAUAUGCUGAAUUAAAGGGGUAUGGAUCUAGCGGUGACGCACAUCACAUGACAGCUCCUCGCGAAGAUGGAUCAGGGGCAUACCUCUCUAUGAAGAAGGCAUUAAAGCAUGCCGGAAUCAAACCUCAUCAAGUUGACUAUAUUAAUGCGCACGCCACUAGUACCUCUGUCGGCGACAUAGCGGAGGCCCUUGCCAUCCGCUCAUUAAUGGCAGGCGAGGAAGGACAUCUUAACGAGGGCCAAGUCUCCGUUAGUAGUACCAAGGGAUCUAUUGGGCAUCUUCUUGGGGCGGCGGGCGCAAUAGAAGCCAUUUUCACCAUCUUGGCCAUUGUCGAGAAUAUUCUCCCCCCGACACUAAAUCUAACAAAACCUAAUGUUGAGCCCAAAUUCAACUUUGUACCUCUUGAAGCUCAGGAGAAGAAGAUCAAUGUUGCUUUGUCGAAUAGUUUCGGCUUCGGAGGUACCAACGCGACGCUAGUCUUCUCUCAACUCGACUAA
Molecule: messenger RNA, 1290 nt
Organism: Daldinia childiae
Lineage: Eukaryota; Fungi; Ascomycota; Sordariomycetes; Xylariales; Hypoxylaceae
Product: putative 3-oxoacyl-[acyl-carrier-protein] synthase, mitochondrial
Exons: 3
Coding region: 1-1290 (429 amino acids)
Biological process (GO): fatty acid biosynthetic process
Molecular function (GO): 3-oxoacyl-[acyl-carrier-protein] synthase activity
Source: RefSeq, a predicted model, not a curated record